Messenger RNA from Closterium sp. Yama58-4, 675 nucleotides. NCBI's taxonomy places the organism in Eukaryota, Viridiplantae, Streptophyta, Zygnematophyceae, Desmidiales, Closteriaceae. The record is from the annotation of a GenBank genome assembly.
AUGGCCUGGGGAAGAGAUGGUAAGUUGAGAGGCGGUGAGCAGAGCAGGGCAGAAGAGAGAGAGAGGAGAGGAGAGGAGAGGAGAGGAGAGGAGAGGAGAGGAGAGGAGAGGAGAGGAGAGGAGAGGAGAGGAGAGGAGAGGAGAGGAGAGGAGAGGAGAGGAGAGGAGAGGAGAGGAGAGGAGAGGAGAGGAGAGGAGAGCAGAGGAGAAGAGAGCAGAGGAGAAGAGAGCAGAGGAGAGAGAGCAGAGGAGAAGAGAGCAGAGGAGAAGAGAGCAGAGGAGAAGAGAGCGGAGAGAGAGCAGAGGAGAAGAGAGCAGAGGAGAAGAGAGCAGAGGAGAAGAGAGCAGAGGAGAAGAGAGCAGAGGAGAAGAGAGCAGAGGAGAAGAAGAGAGGAGAGAGAGGAGAAGAGAGGAGAGGAGAAGAGAGCAGAGGAGAAGAGAGCAGAGGAGAAGAGAGCAGAGGAGAAGAGAGCAGAGGAGAAGAGAGCAGAGGAGAAGAGAGCAGAGGAGAAGAGAGCAGAGGAGAAGAGAGCAGAGGAGAAGAGAGCAGAGGAGAAGAGAGCAGAGGAGAAGAGAGCAGAGGAGAAGAGAGGAUGGCAGCACAGAGUAGCACAGAGGGGAGAAGCCUGUGGAGCAGCAAAGCAACCACCUGACGGGGUCACCAGUGGGGGAUAG